Molecule: messenger RNA, 1630 nt
Organism: Pseudoliparis swirei
Lineage: Eukaryota; Metazoa; Chordata; Actinopteri; Perciformes; Liparidae
Gene: ddx49
Product: DEAD (Asp-Glu-Ala-Asp) box polypeptide 49
Exons: 13
Coding region: 132-1547 (471 amino acids)
Molecular function (GO): ATP binding; RNA helicase activity; nucleic acid binding
Source: RefSeq, a predicted model, not a curated record
AUCUUAGUUCAGCGUCGCGUAACAACACGAGGAUGUUGUUUUACUCCGCGUUAACAUCGAGUAUUCCAGCUAACGUCGAGUAGAAUAAAGUUAACGGAACUAUUGCCCCAGAGAACGAGGUCACAUUAUAAAUGGCGGACUUCUCGUCGCUGGGCCUCUCGGACUGGCUCGUGAAACAGUGUAAACAGCUCGGAGUCAACAAACCGAUGCCGGUGCAGGAGCACUGCAUCCCGGCGAUCCUCGAAGGUCGGGACUGUAUGGGCUGUGCGAAGACCGGAAGUGGGAAGACGGCCGCCUUUGUGCUUCCAGUAGUGCAGAAACUGUCAGAGGACCCAUACGGCAUCUACUGCCUGGUGCUCACUCCCACCAGGGAGCUGGCCUAUCAGAUUGCAGAGCAGUUCCGGGUGCUGGGCAAGCCGCUGGGUCUGAGAGAUUGCAUCAUCGUCGGUGGAAUGGACAUGGUGAGUCAGGCCAUCGAGCUCUCCAACCAGCCCCACGUGGUCGUGGCCACGCCCGGCCGGCUGGCCGACCACAUCCGCAGCUCCGACACCUUCAGCAUGAGCAAGCUGCAGUUCCUGAUUCUGGACGAGGCGGACCGCCUGCUGGAGCUGGGCAGCACCGACUUCACCGCGGACCUGGAGACCAUCCUGGGGGCGGUGCCGGCCAAACGCCAGACGCUGCUGUUCAGCGCCACGCUCACCGACACGCUGCACGAGCUGAAGAGCAUCGCCAUGAACCGGCCCUUCUUCUGGGAGAGCGUCUCCGAGACCCGGACCGUGGAGGAGCUGGACCAGAGGUACAUCCUCACGCCGGAGAAGGUGAAGGACGCCUACCUGGUGCACCUGAUCCAGAAGUUCACUGACGAGCACGACGACUGGUCCCUCAUGAUCUUCACCAACACAUGCAAGAACUGCCAAAUCCUCACCAUGAUGCUGCGGGAAUUCCACUUUCAAACCAUCUCGCUGCACUCCAUGAUGAAACAGAAACAAAGAUUUGCGAACCUCGCCAAGUUCAAGGCCAGCGUCUUCAAAAUCCUGAUUGCGACCGACGUGGCUUCUCGGGGUUUGGAUAUUCCCACCGUCCAGGUGGUCAUCAACCACAACACGCCCGGCCUCCCCAAGACCUACAUCCACAGAGUGGGGCGGACAGCGAGAGCCGGGCGGCACGGCGUGUCCAUCACGCUGGUCACGCAGUACGACAUCCACCUGGUCCACGCCAUCGAAGGACUGACCCAGACGAAGCUGAAGGAAUAUCCUGUGGUGGAGAAAGACGUCCUGAAGAUCCUCACCCAGGUCAACGUGACCAGGCGGAAGUGUGAAAUAAAACUCGAGUCAACAGACUUUGAUGAGAAAAAGGAAAUCAACAAGAGGAAACAGCUGAUCUUGGAGGGAAAGGACCCGGACCUGGAGGCCAAGAGGAAGGCCGAGCUGGAGAAGAUCCGGAGUCAGAAGAAGAAGUUUAAGCAGAGAAUCCAGGAGACGAUCCAGCACCAGCAGCGCGGACCGGCCAAGAAGAAAAACAACAAGGAGGCACAGAAAACAGCCUGAAAUAUGUAUAUAAAUAGAACGUUUUAUCAUCUAUAUCGUGUGUGUCAGCAUCUGCAAUGCAAAUAAAUCGAAAUUUCAUACCA